GUUACCCUUGGUCUUUGACGAGCUUCUUUCACAGACAGACUCAACGCUGCGGGCCAAGCUGGUCAACAUCUUGAACCAUGUGCUCACACGAGCAAAGGGCAAUACGGUGUGUCCAUCAUUUUUCUGGAUGUGGGAAUUCCUCGCUUGCAGCCACAGGUACUCUUUAGAGAACUUCGGGAAGCUCCUUCCUGGAUUGGACAGUGCUCGCGCUGGUGUUGAACACUUCCUCCCACUCUUCUCCAUCAGCCUGCCUCCAUUGUGGUUCCGCAGCUGCACUUCGUUGAUUGAGUCUUUGUCAGCUGCACUUCCUGAUUGCUUCCUCCUGCUUCUGAAGCUAACGGCCAAGGGCGUGUUCGGGCGGGCCAGCCCAAGGAAAACCAAUUUGUCGCGGGAGCGCGACGCCAAACCCGAAUUCACGAGGAUGGUGCUGGUGCCGUUUUUGCCCAUCAUCUGGGUUGCUGCCUUUUUCCAGUCCGCUGUUGAGUUUUUGCUCAUCCCUUGUGGGGCAACGGAGGCCUGA
Molecule: messenger RNA, 520 nt
Organism: Durusdinium trenchii
Lineage: Eukaryota; Dinophyceae; Suessiales; Symbiodiniaceae
Source: the annotation of a GenBank genome assembly